CUGCUCUCUCUCUCUGUUCCGUCUUUCUGAAAAAGUAUAAAUCCUCAAAACCCCAGCAGCUCAGAAUCACCCAAAGGGUCAGUCACAGGGAGUUUGCUAGUGGCAAAGGUUGCUAAUGGAGUCCAGCAGCUCCAAGGGAGAAGAGGGAUUAGGGGACUACAACAGCAGCAACAUCAAGAGGGCGAAAUUGCACUCGACCCUCUCUGCUCUUCUCCAAGACCCCUUACUCGCCGACGUCCCCAAGAGCCCCACUUUAUCCGACGUUGACACCCUCAUCAGCCUCGAAUUGGGCAGUGCCAUGCGAGUCUCCGUCCUCAAAUUAGACGGCACCAGCUUCGAUGUUGCGGUUAUGAAUUCCGCCACGGUGAAGGAAUUGAAGCUGGCUGUGAAGAGAAAAGUGAGCGAUGCGGAGCAAUCCCAGAUGGGUCAUCGUCAAAUUUCGUGGAAGCAUGUGUGGGCGAACUUUUGCCUGUCAUACAAUAAUCAGAAACUGCUUGAUGAUGAUUCCAAGCUUCAGGAUUUUGGCAUCCGAAACAAUUCUCAGGUGCAUUUUAUCCCCUACGUCAUGGCAAAGAACGCUGGAAGACAUUCGAAGAGAAAGAAGCACCGCUUCUUCCAUGGCCUGAGCAAGCGUGCCUAGAACGACCAGUGCAAUUGUUUUAUCCGGCGCUGCUGUAUUAUCAGAGACCACAUCCUCUUUAUACCUACUAUUUCUCUGAUAAUCCUCAUAUUUUCCUUGCAACUACAUUUUUUCUUUCUUGUUCAGUUAUGCUUCAGUCCUCGAGCUAGGAGCUUCCCGUUCACCAGCAACUCUGAAACUAUUCAUCUAAAAUAGAAUGCUCACUGUACAGAAUUUUUGCAUGAAUUAAUAGCUUUCAAGUUGUCCCAGUUUCA
Rhodamnia argentea is the source of this 894-nucleotide messenger RNA. RefSeq names its product U11/U12 small nuclear ribonucleoprotein 25 kDa protein. Gene Ontology annotation, cellular component: U12-type spliceosomal complex. Gene Ontology annotation, molecular function: protein binding. The transcript is spliced from 4 exons. Lineage: Eukaryota; Viridiplantae; Streptophyta; Magnoliopsida; Myrtales; Myrtaceae. The coding region runs from base 116 to 640 and encodes 174 amino acids. The record is from RefSeq and is a predicted model, not a curated record. Gene Ontology annotation, biological process: mRNA splicing, via spliceosome.